Molecule: messenger RNA, 4357 nt
Organism: Anarrhichthys ocellatus (wolf-eel)
Lineage: Eukaryota; Metazoa; Chordata; Actinopteri; Perciformes; Anarhichadidae
Product: nectin-2
Exons: 7
Coding region: 363-1958 (531 amino acids)
Source: RefSeq, a predicted model, not a curated record
CGCCUCUCAGCCUGAUGACAUCACCCAGUCGGUCACACACAGUCGGACAGCCGCGCGCUUCGGAGGAACUAGUUAUUGGAGUAACAAGAGCGCGGCAGCACUUCAUUACAUCCAGAGCACCAGCUGAGGGGGAAAUAUUCACCUGUGCGCUGCCGGGACGAAUUCACAAGGAUUUUCAUUCAUUUUGAGCAGACUCCGUCUUAAAGGCGCAGCGAGGGACGUUUGAAACAAGAGACUCUGUCGGACUCCUGCUCUGUCCUGAAGACAAACAAGUUUAUUUAGCCUUUUGCGCAAUUUUCUUUUUUUUUGACAAUUCCAGAGAGACUGCGUGCCUGGUUUCACUAAGGGGACCGUAAUCGACCAUGGCGAGACGUGACGCCCGAAAUUGGCACGACUGCUCCAAAAUGAUCGGACUGCUCUGCUUGGUCGCGUCGAUACUUAUUCAACACGGAGUGUCGGGUCAGCGGGUGAAGGUGGAGCCAGAGGUGUUGUCGUAUCCUGGUCAGACUGUCAACCUGCGCUGCGCCUUCACUGAUGCCACUGGGAUUCAGCUCACUAUGAUCACGUGGAUCUACGAGCCAAAGGAAGGAGAGAGGAUCAACAUCGCUGUGUUUCACCCCAACUUUGAUCCCAGCUACCCAACUAACUCGCCCGUGAAGGGCAGAGUCCGCUUCACGCCCACUCCUCCAAACCUGGCCAGCCCCUCCAUCGAGAUAAGCAAUGUUAGGAUGACAGAUGAGGGGAAGUACAUCUGCGAGUAUGCUACCUACCCCAGUGGCAACGAGCAAGGCAUCACGCACCUGGUCAUGCUGGCUAAACCGCAGAACUCGGCCUCCAUCGUAUCAGUGGUAGCAGGCACUAAGCCAGUCGUUGUGGCGCGCUGCGAGUCUGCUGAUGGCCGCCCCGCUGCCGAGAUCUCCUGGGUGACCGCAGCCAGCGGCAAUGCGACAACGGUGUCCAAGACGGGUACCGACGACAUGGUGACCAUGAGUAGCGAGUACCGCAUGGUUCCCACACCAGCAGACAAUGGGAAAGACCUCAGCUGCGUGGUGAUGCACAGGACCCAGGUCAAACCAGAGAGCUUCCCGUUGAAGCUAGCAGUUCAGUACCCCCCUCAGGUGAAAAUCAUAGGUUAUGACAAUAAUUGGUAUGUUGGUCGUACCAAUGUCGUGCUCACCUGCGAGGCUACCGGAAACCCUGCUCCAGUGACCACCCAGUGGAAGACGAUGUCAGGAGAGAAGCCAGACACGGUUGUGAUCACAGAAAAUGUGCUGAAGGUGCUGAAGGUGGACGAUGCGGUCAACACCACUUUUGUCUGCGAGGUGAAGAACCGGAUCGGGACCGGCAGGGACCAGGUCACGGUCAUUGUCAGAGAGCCCUCAGUGAACCCAUCCAAUGCCGGCGUGGUGGCGGGAGCUGUGAUUGGCUCCCUGCUGGCCCUCCUUUUGGUCGCUGCUCUGAUCGCCGUGCUUGUCACCCGUAGCCGCAGGCAACAGCAGGGUUACCGCGCCAAUGACGGCAGUGACAUGAAGACACGCAUAUUUGGCGCCGGCAAGAAGGCCAGCAAGAACGGCACGGGCGGAGGCGCAAGCAGCGGCAUCGGAGGCGGCAACAACAACGGCCCCGUCUACGUUUACAACGAGAGCUCAUCCCACCAGGGCCUCGGAGAGAAAAACAACCACCACCAGCCUCUCACCAUCGGGGGCCGGCCUGAAGUUGUUGCCACUGCACCCACCGCCCAAGAUAUCCUGCUAAGCAAUGAAUUGGAUGACGUAGAAAGGAGGAAGUUUGAUGAGCUGGAGGCGGAGGAGAGGUAUGACCACUUCACUGGAGGGGCCCCCAUCCUUCAGCUUCGCCCACCCCAUGACCAGGAUGAUAUGAUUGGAGAUUACAUGGAUGAUGACAUGGAGUCCCAGCGGGAUGGCUCUGUCAUCUCACGGACUGCUGUUUACGUAUAGAGAAGGAGAGGAGGAAAGGAGGAGGAGGAGGAGGAGAAGAAAAAGGAGGGAUGGAGGAUUCCUCCUGAGGAUUUUUUGGCUCCAGGGUCUCAUUCCUGUCUGAGUAGAGAAGAGAAAAUAUUACCACUUUUAUUUUUGAAAAUUAAUUUGAAACAUAGCCCAUUAUUAAUCACAGUGCAGCCCCAGAAUAAACUGAAUGAACAGGAGGGUGUGGAGGGGUAUUCUGAAAACAGCAUUGCUGUUAUCUGGUCCAUACGAACUGGAAAUCAAACGGAGAAAAGAAACAAUUUGUCUCACACUGCUUCUGCUCAUGCUAUCGCUAUCACUGGUACCUUGACAAGGACUCUUGACAGACAGACUAAAGCGUAGAAACCGUGUAGUGUGGGAGUAGAAUAAUGGAAUCAUGAUACAAGCUUGGCUAUAAAGGCGGCAACUCGCUUGCAUAUUCACUCUUAUCUUCACCAAAACUGUAGAAGUGGAAGGGGUUGUCGAGCAAUUACGGGUUGCCUGCUAUCUCCUGUGGGAAACCCUUUGCUUUGGUAAGGCAAUGGGCUGUGACAGCUACUGGGUAGUUGGUAGCUAGUGAUGGGUUGGGAGGAAGGUUUUAAAGGUAUAGACUGUAGCCAUCGGGUGAUUUAGAGAAGAGAACAAAGUAUUUGCUCCACUCUACUGGUGAGCUUUCAUUUCCACUCUCUCUGCCUUCCUCUCAAACUUCUCUGCAAACUAUCAGCAACAGUAGACACGCUUGACUUAACAACAUUUAAAAAAGAACAUUAAGUCCUUCUGUGCUGCACAAAUAGCAGAGCAUCAGAAUUCAACAAAGUAAGUUUGCACAGAGUUUGAGCUAAGCUCUCAACAAGGUAUUCACAAGCAAACUUUUGUCCUGUGCCUGGAGGUAAGAGAUGAGGGAGUGAGGUGUAGUCGAUCUGACAGGGACAUGGGAGGGAGAGAGGGAUGCGGGAGGCAGGAAGACUAGAGAGGAGCAUGUCUGUUCUUUUCGCUUCCUCCUCAUCCUCGUCUCUUCGGAGCGCUCCUGACAGGAGGAGCUUGAUUGGUAAUGAGCCGUGAAGUCGCUCGCUUAGCUGGGACCAACAGAUUGCCACCACUUAUCGUUUAUGACGUGGCGAUUGCUCCCACCGUCAUCUCUCUAUCAUUCCUCUGUCUCGCGCUCUCUCUCUCUUCAUCCUUCUCUCCCAGUGUUUAUGGGAGUUUAUUAUUUAUCCAGUAGUGUCGAGGUCAGGGCCACAGAGAGCAGUGGGGUAUUUUACUGCUCCCGAUGUGUCAAAGGCCCUACUUACUCUAUUCCAUACUUACUCUAUUCCAGCUAUGCCUGCCCUGACAUGCUAGGACCGACUAAUCCACCUGCAGUGACCAUGUUCACUCCACCGCAUGGACGCUACCGUCUCCUCCCACACUUUAGUAAAUGGCCGGAUGUAACAUAAUCCCACCCCCAAGUGAAGCCGCAACAGGUUAGAUUUUCAAUGAGAUACAUGUCGUAUUUCUUUCCGUUAGCGGACAGUGUUAAAUGCAGGGAAUUGAUCGGGUCACAUAAAAGGUUGCGUCCACAGCGAAGCUUCAGGAGUCAUAUUGACUAACGGGCAACAAGCAGUGAAAUGGCCCUUUUAUGAUGCAGCUUAAAGGCUGAUUGUCUCCUGACUGUUAAUUUAUCCUUCUAACGAGCCACCGGAGGCCCGCUCAGGCCAAUAUUACUGCGUGGCUACUGCACGCUGCUGUCCUUGAGGCGGAGUCUGUACAUUUGCAUGCAUGCAUUGUAUCUAUAUAGACACUGGGUGACUGUGAUGGACAAUCUAUGAGAGAAGUCCUACUGUAGCUCCUCUAAUCAUGCUUUUCCUGGCCUUCUAAUCAACUCCCCCCUUUACCCACUGGGAAUUGUUUGAGUACAGCUCUCGAUGACUGUACUGCCCUCUUGUAAGACCCGGCAGAGAUCUGGGUUGCAGUUUGCUGCAGGUCAUGAGGUCAAAUGCAGGGUGACCCUUGCCAAGAGCAAGGGUGACUGUACUUGCCUGCAUUUCCUAUCAUAGCUGUUUUUAACCUUGAGCUAUAGAGGUGAGAAACACUCUCAUACAGAACAAGUAUCUGUAUCGGGCGAGGCAGUGCUAGUUUGCCAUUGUGAUGGCUUUUAACCUUUUAGAGAGGCGGAGAGAGCAAAUAGAGAAACACAGGAGGCGGCUUUCAGUGUUUGAGCACCGUCUAGCAUAUUGUAAGCCAGUGUGUUCAAUAGCAUUAGUGUCUAAUGGCCUUAGCUUAUACAUAAAUGCAACUCCUGUCAACCUGGGGUACAGUAAAUUUACUGAACACAGCUAAUUUGUCACAACCACUCAAAAUGCAAAAAAAAAAUGAAUUUACUUACUUUUGCACUUGCGUGUCACCGCAACGAA